Messenger RNA from Camarhynchus parvulus, 713 nucleotides. It is a transcript of the gene ARL2, whose product is annotated as ADP ribosylation factor like GTPase 2. Gene Ontology annotation, cellular component: microtubule cytoskeleton; cytoplasm. Lineage: Eukaryota; Metazoa; Chordata; Aves; Passeriformes; Thraupidae. The record is from RefSeq and is a predicted model, not a curated record. The coding region runs from base 37 to 591 and encodes 184 amino acids. Gene Ontology annotation, molecular function: GTP binding; GTPase activity. Gene Ontology annotation, biological process: protein folding. The transcript is spliced from 5 exons.
GCGGGGCCGGAGGGGGCGGGGCCUUGCUCGGCCGCCAUGGGGCUCCUGACGAUCCUGAAGAAAAUGCGCGAGAAGGAGCGAGAGCUGCGGCUGCUCGUGCUCGGAUUGGACAAUGCCGGGAAGACGACGCUGCUGAAGCGGCUGAACGGGGAGGACGUGGGCGGCACCUCCCCCACCCUGGGCUUCAACAUCAAAACCCUGGAGCACCGCGGGUUCCAGCUGCACGUGUGGGACGUGGGCGGGCAGAGCUCCCUCCGCUCCUAUUGGCGCAAUUACUUCGAGAGCACGGACGGGCUGGUCUGGGUGGUGGACAGCAGUGACCACGAGCGGCUCCGGCUGUGUGCCAGGGAGCUGAGAGCCCUGCUCAGGGAGGAGCGCCUGGCCGGGGCCUCCCUGCUCGUGUUCGCCAACAAACAGGACCUGCCCGGGGCGCUGCCGGCCGCGGACAUCCGACAGGCCCUGGAGCUGGACUCCAUCCGCAGCCACCGCUGGCGCCUCCAGGGCUGCUCGGCCUUCACCGGGCGCGACCUCCUGCCCGGCCUGGACUGGCUGCUGGACGACAUCGGGGCCCGGCUCUGCCCCAUAGACUGACCACUGAGUGACCACUGAGUGACCACUGAGUGACCGCAGUGACCACAGUGACCACUGAGUGACCACUGAGUGACUGCAGUGACCACAGUGACCACCACACUGACCCUGAGUGACCACAGUGA